Molecule: messenger RNA, 2973 nt
Organism: Auanema sp. JU1783
Lineage: Eukaryota; Metazoa; Nematoda; Chromadorea; Rhabditida; Rhabditidae
Source: the annotation of a GenBank genome assembly
AUGGAGGUCGGCAUUAAGCCGAAACGCCAGUCAAUCCUUAUUGGUCAACGUUCAAUUGACGAAUAUGGUGAACAAAACAAAGGUCCUAAGUUUGUUAUUUGGAUAAUUGGAAUAUUCAAAAAAUGGGGUUUCAUAGUAGCAGACCAUGCAUGGCUCGCGAUCUUCAUCUGCUUAGCUAUUUCCGGAUUAUGCUUGAUAAAAAUCGUGACAACACAACAGCGUAACGAUAUUAAGGGAUAUACCCCGUAUGGAGCACGAGCUAAUGAUGAAUGGGAUGAGUAUGAACAUUUUUUUUCCACAAAAGGUUUACCUAUAACAGGCUAUUUAUUCAUUAUAGCUAAAGAUAAUGGUAGUAUGCUUAGACCUGACUAUAUGGAAGAAACUAUAAAGGUUCUUAACUAUGCAAUGAAUAAUGUUACAAUAAAGGAUCGAAUAACUGGCAAAGAGGAGAAUUAUAACCAAUUUUGCAAUUCGUUUUGUCAAAUAAACGAGCCUGUUCGACAGUUUUACAAUGGUUUUCAAAUUCUGAGUGAAGAAGGUGAAAGUCGACUUGGACGUAUCAACUUAAGCUAUCCAAUAACUUCGAUAUUCGGACGUAGUUUCAGUGUUCAGCCAAAUUUCUUUGGUGUUGAACUCUUUGAUGACGAUGUUAGACAUGAUGAGAUACCAAAACUAUUAAGUGGCGAAGAUGACAUAAUCGAACUGAAUUCGACUGUUCGGGCAAUUGUUGACCCAUUAGCUCGUAUAACCAAUAUUAAGUCAAUCAAAAUGAUAACUCUACAAUUCCGUGCUGAACACAAAGCAGGAUGGGAAGAAGAAGAUGUAAAACGUUGGGAAAUGCAGCUUGUGGAUGUCUUUGAGAAGCGAUAUCAAUCAUCGAAACUGAAAAUCUAUGCAUAUUCUCAGUCGUAUGUUGAAGAAGAGAUGGUACGGGGAGGAAUCAUUAUGCUUCCAUACUUGGUUGUCGGAUUUGUCAUUAUGUGCUUAUGCAGUAUUGCAUCUGUUAUGAUCAGAGCAUUAUAUAUGCAUCAACAGAAUUUCUACAAGAUUAUAUUGGCUGUCAUGGCAUGCUUGACACCUUUGCUGGCUUGCGCCACAGCCUUAGCCAUCAUGUUUUUGGCUGGUACAAGAUUUGCUUCGAUAUUGUGUGUCAUACCUUUCCUAGUUCUCUCAAUCGGUGUUGAUUCUUCCUAUUUGAUGAUUCAUGAAUGGCAAAGAGUCACCAAGCAUAUAAAAGAAAGUCCUCGAAAGAAAGAUAGCGUUGGCCAUAGAAUGAGUGAAGUUCUAUCUGAAGUUGGUCCUGCUAUCUUGAUUUCUUGUUUAACGAAUAUGUUCGCUGAUGCUGUUGGUUCAUUCACAUCCUCUCCAGAAAUCACACUACUCUGCACGGGUAACAUGGUGUCCAUGUGUUUUGCUUUCUUAUACCAGAUGACAUUCUAUGCCGGUUUGAUGUCCAUAGUUGGGCGUUAUGAGAUUGGAGCUGAAGUAGUGGAGAGAAGUACGAUGGAAGUUAAUAUUGCCGAGAAUAGAGUUAACAUCGCCCGUCAUCAUCGUCCACUUACUCGUCAACCUUCGAAGUUCCAUGAAACAACCAAACCCAUCAUCAGUAAAUUCAUGCAGCGCUAUGUUGACUUCAUGACAACCGUACCUGUCUACGUAGGAGUUGUACUUGUAUACCUAGGUUAUGUUAUUUUCAGUAUUUAUGGAAUAACUACUUUGAACAUACAACUGACUGCUGAUAAGCUAUUCGCUCUUGAUUCGCCUUUGCUCGAACUUGACAAGCUCCGUGUUAACUACCAAGUUCCUCAUUACUCAAUGGCUACCAUUUUCGUAAACACUCCGGGAAAUCUGUCAGAUCCACAGAGACUGAAUAGAAUGAAUGAAUUUGUAGCUGAUAUGGAAAGAUUGAAUGGCACAUGGGGUAAGUCUUGGGGUGUUUCCGGUACGCGCUACUUUGCUCGCGACUUCCAGACGUUUGAGAAAUCUUUCACGGACGACAGUGAUUACGAUGAAGAUGAAGAUGACUCCAGUAAUAAGACUGCUAUAGCUGCAAGCGACGAUGAUUCAUGGCCUACACUUUUCAUCGAAUCACAACUUCAAUACUUCUUGAAAUGGCCAGAAUAUGAUUUCUGGGAGGGUUUCGUUAAGCUGAAGAACGGAACAGAAGACCAUCUUGUACUUGAAAAGUUCUUCUUCACCGCAGGAUUCCAUGGAGAGAAUUUGAAGAUCUGGAGCAACAGAGGUGUUAUGCUUCAAGAAUGGAGAAAAGUAGUUGACAAAUAUCCAGACUUCGGAGCAUCCGUUUUCCAUGAAGAUGGUGUAUAUCUUGAUCUGAUCGACAACAUGGCAACUGAUACAUGGCAGUCUGUUUUGGGAACACUAGUUUGCAUGGCAUUUGUGUGUUUCAUUUUCCUGAAUAACAUGUUCACAGUGGCUAUUGCCUCUCUUUCUGUUCUAUCCAUUUGUGCAGGAAUUCUUGGAAUUCUUUCUUGGUGGCAUGUCGAUUUAGAUCCUAUCACUAUGGCUGCUAUGAUCAUCUCUAUUGGUUUCUCUGUGGAUAUACCUGCUCACGUAUCUUAUCACUACUAUCAAGCUUCAUUGUCAUCUCAUCCAACUGCUCGACCUGCCGAUAACUUGGCCAAUUGCCUGUCUUCUGUAGCUUUCCCGGCUGUUCAAGCAGCAUUAAGUACGAUGUUAUGUGUUUGCAGUUUAUUAUUUGUCAACAUAUACAUGGCUGAAGUCUUCGUUAAAACAAUGGUUUUAUGUGUUAUUCUAUGUAAUCUCCAUGGACUGCUGUUCCUUCCAGCAAUUCUCAUCAUGCUCGACAGCAUUCGAUGGGCUUGCAGACCAAAAGGAGCUGCCGCACAAGUACCACCAGUGCGAAUCACUCCACGUAAAGGAUCAAGAACUAAGCAUAAGUUGCAACAGGUUCAACCAGUUAAAAGCUCAGUCCCUGAUCGUCCAGAAAUUUAA